UAUUUGUUGAGCGUCCAUUGAGCUCUAGGCACUGUGUUAAGCACUGGCUAUACCCCCCAGGAGUAGGAGGGCAAAGGCCUGCUUUCUAGUAGUCUACAUUGUGGUGGGGAGACCGAAAAUUAAAAAAUACAUGGAAAUGAGAAAAUUAAUACAUGGGAAAGAAUUUCAUAUGAUCACUGGCGAGACUGUGUAAUAGGGUGAUAUGAACAGUGCUUUUUCAGUCCCUGUUUCACAACUGAUCUGGGGUGCUGCAGAGCAGAGCUGGGCCUCUGCUCCAUUUUGGGAAUGAAACUCCUGAAGUCCAUUGAAGGAAGAUGCACCAGGCCUGCCAUACACCUCUCGGUUGGGGUAUCUCUAAGAAAAGUGAUAAUAGCAGCUCUUUGAAGAUGGCAGUGAACGUGUACUCAACGUCGGUCACCAGCGAUAACCUCAGUCGACAUGACAUGCUAGCCUGGAUCAAUGAGUCUCUGCAGUUGAAUCUGACAAAGAUUGAACAGUUGUGCUCAGGGGCUGCCUAUUGUCAGUUUAUGGACAUGUUGUUCCCUGGCUCCAUUGCCUUGAAGAAAGUGAAAUUCCAAGCUAAGCUAGAACAUGAAUACAUCCAGAACUUCAAAAUACUGCAAGCAGGUUUUAAGAGGAUGGGUGUUGACAAAAUAAUUCCUGUGGACAAAUUAGUAAAAGGAAAGUUUCAGGACAAUUUUGAAUUCGUUCAGUGGUUCAAGAAGUUUUUUGAUGCAAACUAUGAUGGGAAAGAGUAUGACCCUGUAGCUGCCAGACAAGGUCAAGAAACUGCAGUGGCCCCCUCCCUUGUUGCUCCCGCUCUGAACAAACCGAAGAAACCUCUCAGCUCUAGCAGUGCAGAUGAUAGUCCAAUCAUGGCUAAAAUUGCUCCACAGAGGCCCAUUGCAACACACAGAACUACUGCAACCCCCAAGGCUGGCCCAGGUGUGGUGCGGAAGAAUCCUGGUGUAGGGAAUGGAGAUGACGAAGCAGCUGAGCUGAUGCAGCAGGUCAGCGUAUUGAAGCUUACUGUUGAAGACUUGGAGAAGGAGAGAGACUUCUGUUUUGGAAAGCUGAGGAACAUUGAGUUGAUUUGCCAGGAGAACGAGGGGGAGAACAACCCUGUGCUGCAGAGGAUCGUGAACAUUCUCUACGCCACAGACGAAGGCUUCGUGAUACCUGAUGGGGGCCCACAGGAGGAACAAGAAGAGUAUUAAUAGCCUGGACCAGCCGAGCAACAUCCGAAUUCUUCACUCCAAAUCAUGUGCUUAACUGUAAAAGACUCCCUUUUAUUAUUCUUAGAGGACUCACUGGUUUCUUUUCAUAAGCAAAAAGUACCUCUUCUAAAAGUGCACUUUGCAGAAGUUUCACUCCUUUUCCAAUAAGUUUUGAGUUAGGAGC
Odocoileus virginianus texanus is the source of this 1401-nucleotide messenger RNA. The record is from RefSeq and is a predicted model, not a curated record. NCBI's taxonomy places the organism in Eukaryota, Metazoa, Chordata, Mammalia, Artiodactyla, Cervidae.